Messenger RNA from Penicillium argentinense, 279 nucleotides. RefSeq lists its product as uncharacterized. The transcript has a single exon. NCBI's taxonomy places the organism in Eukaryota, Fungi, Ascomycota, Eurotiomycetes, Eurotiales, Aspergillaceae. The coding region runs from base 1 to 279 and encodes 92 amino acids. The record is from RefSeq and is a predicted model, not a curated record.
AUGCCUAGAACUUAUUGUAAAAGAUCACCUCAACAAACCUUGAUCAACACCAAAAGUGAUGUGGUAAGCCAGGUGGAGGAGUCUUCGCAGGUACUGAAUUUUGUCGAUGCCGCAAGCCUAGCAUAUGGCCUGAACAAUGGCCCUUUCGGUUCCGAUGCCCACGGCGAAGAACUCGACUUGGUUCUGCAUAUCGACUAUAACUUCAAUUCUCUGGAUCUGUGGGUUGUCGAUGUUGAGAAUUCGGCAAGUAAUCUUGAGAAUAGAUCCUACAGCCAGUGA